GAACGACUCGUUCAAUACUCGCACAUCGCUUAUGUCCAGCUGUCGCGUGUGUGUCACUUGAUUCUCGGUACCUUAACGUAAAGACAACCAUGGCGAGCCGACUUCUCUUCCGAACGUGCUCAACGACGUUGCAGUUAAGGAGCAGAAUGUUGUUACAGCGCUCCAUGACCACCGUGAAAGGAAUACCAACCGAUGAAGAACAAGCCACUGGACUGGAACGCCGUGCCCUCCAAGCCCUCAAACUGGGGAAGGAUCCCUACAGUAUAUUGAAACCUAAAGAGUACGCUGGAACCAAAGAAGACCCUCACAUUGUGCCUUGUAUUGGAAAUAAGAGGCUGGUGGGCUGUCUUUGUGAGGAAGACAACACUGCCAUUGUGUGGUUCUGGCUCCAUGAGGGAGAUGCCCAGCGCUGCCCCUCUUGUGGGUCCCAUUACAAGCUGGUCCAUCAUGAGUUGCCCCAUUAAAUGAUCACUUUUAUGUCUUUGAAGCCACAAAUAAAUGAUCACAAA
Messenger RNA from Dunckerocampus dactyliophorus (ringed pipefish), 509 nucleotides. RefSeq names its product cytochrome c oxidase subunit 5B, mitochondrial. Gene Ontology annotation, cellular component: mitochondrial envelope. Gene Ontology annotation, biological process: mitochondrial electron transport, cytochrome c to oxygen. The transcript is spliced from 4 exons. Lineage: Eukaryota; Metazoa; Chordata; Actinopteri; Syngnathiformes; Syngnathidae. The record is from RefSeq and is a predicted model, not a curated record. Bases 90 to 464 code for a protein of 124 amino acids.